Molecule: messenger RNA, 1353 nt
Organism: Symbiodinium sp. CCMP2456
Lineage: Eukaryota; Dinophyceae; Suessiales; Symbiodiniaceae
Source: the annotation of a GenBank genome assembly
AUGCCAAGGGCACUGAAGAUGUCCUUGUCUCCGACACUGUCGGCGCAUCUUCUGCAGCAGCAGCUGCCGGCCCCAUCACGCUGGGCUCUGAAUCGCUGGAGGCUUGAGCUGGAUUAUGCUUCCAUGAUCUUCUGCCGAAGAUAUCUGCUGUCGGUGGACACAGAUUGGUUUGUCCACAUUCGGGCGGAUGCCUCUCCGCAAGGUGGGCGCGACUUCCUGGUCUGCGAAUUGGACAGGUGCGUGAUCCCACAGCGCGACGCACAAGGCCUGUCCGACUCGCAGCGUAUCACGGAAGUCGAGAUCAGCACCCGUCUUCUUCCUCUGGCUAUAGUGGGUGCCAAGGCUGCGUCGGCCAGCCACAAAGCCCUGCUGCUGAUGAAAAGUCUUUCUUUGGAAAGUCAGAGCCUUCAGGAGACGCUUCGCCGGACAGUAACGCUCCUGUUUGAUUACGGAGCUGAAAGCGGCAUAUGGAAGCUCUCAGCAGCACCCUUCUUGGAUUCAGCAGAAAAAGCACAUUUUCACUCUCCUUUCGCCGUGGUGCCAGCAGCAGAUCCACAUGGGUUGCAGGAGUCCGAACUUUGCCGCUUGUUUCCACGAGCACUUCCUCUUGCGGAUGGAGAUCAUGCCCUUCACCACGAGCACAAGAAACAGAUGGCGAGUCUUUUCAAGACCAUUUGCCCAUCCUUCGUGGAGCACAGGUGGCAGUAUCUGUUUGAGACAUUGUCCUGGAUCGCUCCAAGACAACAAUGCUUGGCUUACUUGAAACUGGAAGAGCUAUCAGGAGGACGCGACGACGGGGAUGGUCAGGACGCUGCUCUCUUGAGCUCAAAUCAACUCGAGUUGCUUGCUGGUUUGUGUGGAGACGCUGUCCACAAUGUGGCCGCACUGAAAUUCUGGGCGCUGACUGGGUUGGCUAGGCUGUUAGCAGAUUGGGGAGCACGAUUUAGCUGGAGCUUGCACAGCUGCCCAUGCCAUCCCCGCCGCUUGCGGCGAUCAGAGCUGGAUAAAGCGGACAAGGCCGCUCAGUCUGGCAAGGGCAAGACCGUGCCGUGCCAGAUGGAAGGCCGCAUGUGUGUGCCCUUGGCUGCCGGCCUUGCAGAGGUGGCGAUACAUCGCCUGAACGCCAUCGGCAUCCCCGCGCAUGUGCAGCAGGCGCUCAGGCAACUGGAAGCAGCUGAUGCUGGCGCAGCACGUGAGCUGAUGGAUGGUUUCAAGACUGCCGUGUCGCGCAUAUCCUUCCGCAUGAAGCAAGCGUUCGGAUAUUGGAAGGAGUUGCCAUGGGCCUUGCUUGUCAUCAUGCGGCCUUGGGUCGAGUACUUUUCUUCUGAGGAGGAAGCGCUGUCUUGCCAGAAG